UGUAGAGUUUGAUUUCAUAAGAGGAAAAGGGGCGUGAGGACUUUUGAAGGAUCUCCUUGUGGUGUACAAAUUGAGUUCAAUCCACAAACAAAUAUCUUCAAGUUCUGCUGCUCGCAAGUUUGUUGCACUGUCACUUAUUAGGAUCAGCCUUCUAUACAUGGAGGCAAAGAGGAUUUGUGAGGGGAAAGUAUUGACAAGGAAGAAAAAUCAAGAUCCACCUAUUGUGGCUUUAUUAUGCAAUUUAUGGGGAAGAGUUGUUGCAGCCAUUUUGUGGCCAUUCCAUAUCCUGGGGAUGAAGCUAGUCUUUUGCCAAAUGCGCUCAGCAAUUGGAAUAUCAAAAGCUGGUAUAAGUGGUGGUGGGAGUUUACCAUUGCAUAUUGACAAAUUUUUUGAGGCUAUUGGUGUGAAGUUGCAAAAUGGUUAUGGUCUCACAGAAACCUCGCCUGUUGUGGCUUGUCGAAGGCCUGAUAACAUUGUCCUUGGAACUGUCGGGUACCCACUUAACUUUACAGAAAUCAUGAUCGUGGAUUUAGAAACCGGUAGACCUCUUCCAGAUGGUUCAAAAGGCAUAGUCAAAGUCAGAGGGCCACAAGUUAUGAAUGGAUACUACAAGAAUGAAUCUGCUACCGGUGAAGCUAUAGAUGAAGAUGGAUGGUUUAACAGUGGUGAUAUUGGCUGGAUUGUGCCUAAACAUUCUACUGGGAUGAGUCGUCAAUGUGGAGGCAUGCUUGUUCUUGAAGGACGUGCAAAGGAUACAAUUGUUCUUAGCACAGGUGAAAAUGUCGAACCCUCCGGACUUGAGGAAGCUGUGAUGAGGAGUAACUUAAUUCAGCAUAUUUUGGUCGUUGGUCAGGAUCAACGGAGGCUUGGAGCUCUAAUUGUCCCAAAUAGAGAUGAGCUUUUACUGGCAGCUAAGAAUCGUUUGCUUAUCAAUGAUGAGAAUUCUGAGCUCAGCAAGGACAAAAUGAUUAGCUUGUUACAUGAAGAAGUAAGAAACAGGACUAAAGAUUGCUCCUUCCAUAUUGGGCCAAUAACGAUUGUGGAUGAACCCUUCACGGUUGAGAAUGGAUUAAUGACGCCUACAAUGAAAGUGAGAAGGGACAAAGUGAUUGAUCUAUAUAAGGUAGAGAUUGCAAACUUGUUCAAGUGAAACCUGUUUAUACUUUCUGCUAUUUUUCUGUGAAACUGAAAGCCUGAAGUGUUGGUAUAACAAAAACUGUGCCGUAAUAAGUUGUCUUAGUGCCUCAAGAAGUAUGAUCUGAACUUUUAUUAACCUUCGUUGAUUUCUCAAGAAAGAUUGCUUUAGAUAUGAGAAAGUUGCUUCUGUUAAUUAUUUCCGCACAGGCCAUGGCAUGGUUGAUGGUCUGAGGAAAAUGGUUGUUGCUUGCUUUAUAUAUGUCCCUGUGAUUAUUUGGCUCUGCUCAAAUUUGAAAAUCUGGAUUCCUAUUUUA
Molecule: messenger RNA, 1451 nt
Organism: Dendrobium catenatum
Lineage: Eukaryota; Viridiplantae; Streptophyta; Magnoliopsida; Asparagales; Orchidaceae
Product: probable acyl-activating enzyme 16, chloroplastic
Exons: 11
Coding region: 158-1150 (330 amino acids)
Biological process (GO): fatty acid elongation
Cellular component (GO): chloroplast
Molecular function (GO): long-chain fatty acid [acyl-carrier-protein] ligase activity
Source: RefSeq, a predicted model, not a curated record